Messenger RNA from Felis catus (domestic cat), 1271 nucleotides. RefSeq lists its product as uncharacterized. Bases 1 to 858 code for a protein of 285 amino acids. NCBI's taxonomy places the organism in Eukaryota, Metazoa, Chordata, Mammalia, Carnivora, Felidae. The record is from RefSeq and is a predicted model, not a curated record. The transcript has 3 exons.
AUGGCCCUUCCCGCACACGUCCCAGGAGCACUCAAUUCCGGGAGAAAACCCAGGCCAGAGGCGAAGGAGGCGGUGCCGGGCGCUGGGGUCAGUGGCCUCUCCAGUGUACUCCUGCACCCCCCCCCACCCCCUCCCGCCCCUUGGCGCCGGAGAAGGACGUCUUUUCGGCCUCUUCCCGCAGGGGCCGCCGGGGUCAUCCAACAGGGUAGGGGAGGCUAUCCGUGCCGAGGGAGUCACGCUGGGGGAUCGCAGCUCCCUGAGAGUGCCCGCAGCCUCCGACCAGUAUUGGCGCACAAGUGUGAGAUCGGGCAGCAUCUCACCCCCAGCAGUCCCUGGUGUUUUUGCCUGUACCCACUCCCCAGGUUUUCGGUCCAGAGCCGGCCCCUGGCAAGGCAAAGACAUGUCCAGUGCUUGAGAGAUGCGCAUUCGGCUGUCGACUUCAGAACCAAGAAUCUCCUACCCGGUGUCGCGACACCUCUGAACUGCCGCUUUCCACCGCCAACCAGAAGCCCUAGGAAGGUGGGUUCCCAGGAUAGCCAAGCUGACGAAACAGGGCAAACCAGCGUGAAAGGCAAAGGCGCCCACCCCUGCCACCCAGUUCGGGGUGCCUCCUUCACUCGGGGUCUUUCUCCCUCUCCUUUCUCCGGCAUCCUGCGGGUCUCCAGCUCACUCAGCAGCCUCGGCGAGCCCAGACCGCGGGAAAGCCGGGGAGAGCCGGGAGCCGGCAGGGUGGCGCCUCCAGGCUGUGACCACGCUCGGCUACGGAAAGCCGCGGUGCUCUGGCCCUUCCUCACCUCUUGCCAAAUGACAAGUGUGUCAAGGCGCUCUCUGGGUUCAGUCUUCUUUCAUUCACAUUAGGCGGCAAGAGUCUCUCCUCCUCCCCCCCCCCCCCCGAAAAAUACUUUUUAAAAAGCAUUAUCCAACUGGGUCUCCCAGCGAAGAAACCCCUACAGCUUGUACGCAGGUGGGACUCCCAAGCCUUUGCUUCCCGGACCCUACUGCUGUUGUCCAGAUAGGGGCCAGUUUUAAAACUCCUGGUGUGUAGAAUACUUGCAAAGCAGUGGCACUCUCCGAUUUUUGCAAAUAGGAUUCUCAGGAAAGUUUGCUUUCCAUUUCAUCACCCUGGACGGUUCCUCGUCUCUCCGUUGCCCAUAACCUCCUCCCUCAAGCGGCAAGAAGAGUUCAGCUUCAAACGAAAAGCAAGCCAAGGCCACCUCAGUCCCUUCUCCCAGGAGAUUCCCACUUAAAACACCUGCUUGUUUUAAACGCCA